UAGAGAGAGAGAUGGCGACUAUUGUGGCAGGUGGGGUGGACAGAAAUGCGACGUUGUCGCCGGAGGCGGCGCUUGCUCCGGUGACUGAGGAUCGACCGGUUCGGACCGACUUGGAAACCUCUAUUCCAAAGCCAUAUAUGGCUAGGGGGUUGGUUGCACCCGAUAUGGACCACCCGAACGGAACACCGGGGCAUAACCACAACAAUCUGAGUGUGCUGCAGCAGCAUUGUGCUUUCUUCGAUCAAGACGAUAAUGGGAUUGUUUUUCCAGGGGAGACUUAUGCUGGGCUUCGGCAAAUGGGGUUCAACAUCAUUGCUUCUCUUGUAUUAGCCAUCUUCAUUAAUGUAUUGCACGAAGGGGCAGCUUUUUGGUGA
Messenger RNA from Erythranthe guttata (spotted monkey flower), 374 nucleotides. Its product is annotated as peroxygenase. Gene Ontology annotation, molecular function: calcium ion binding; monooxygenase activity. The record is from RefSeq and is a predicted model, not a curated record. Lineage: Eukaryota; Viridiplantae; Streptophyta; Magnoliopsida; Lamiales; Phrymaceae.